GUUCUCGCGAGAUUUCACGAGAGGAUAAGUUGAAGGGAACAUGGCGACGUCUCAUUUGCUAAAGAACAAAGGCUCCCUUCAAUUUGAGGACAAAUGGGACCUGAUGCGUCCCAUCGUGCUGAAGCUGCUGCGGCAGGAGAGCGUCACCAAACAGCAGUGGUUCGACCUGUUCUCAGACGUCCAUGCUGUUUGUCUGUGGGACGACAAAGGUCCCGCUAAGAUCCACCAGGCGCUCAAAGAGGACAUCCUCGAUUUCAUCAAACAAGCACAAGCACGGGUGCUGAGUCACCAGGACGACACGGCGCUGCUGAAGGCGUACAUCGUGGAGUGGAGGAAGUUCUUCACUCAGUGCGACAUCCUGCCCAAACCUUUCUGCCAGCUGGAGAUCACUCUGAUGGGGAAGCAGGGGAGCAACAAAAAGUCCAACAUGGAGGACAGCAUCGUCCGCAAGCUGAUGCUGGACACGUGGAACGAGUCGAUCUUCUCCAACAUUAAGAACCGGUUACAGGACAGCGCCAUGAAGCUGGUCCACGCCGAGCGGCUCGGGGAGGCCUUCGACUCACAGCUGGUGAUCGGAGUGAGGGAGUCCUACGUGAACCUGUGCUCAAACCCUGAGGAUAAGCUCCAGAUCUACAGAGAUAACUUUGAGAAAGCGUACAUGGACUCCACUGAGCGGUUCUACAGAACACAGGCGCCCGCUUACCUGCAGCAAAACGGGGUCCAGAACUACAUGAAAUAUGCUGAUUCGAAGCUGAGGGAAGAGGAGAAGCGAGCGCUGAGAUACCUGGAGACGAGACGGGACUGUAACUCUGUUCAGGCUCUGAUGGAGUGUUGUGUGAACGCUCUGGUCACGUCGUUUAAAGAGACCAUCCUCGCCGAGUGCCCGGGCAUGAUCAAGCGAAACGAGACAGAGAGUGAGUACGGCCGGACGAACCCCACCAAAGGCACAGCAAGCUCAGGUUUGCACCAGGAAACAGACCUGACCAAACCUCUCUGUCCCACAUCUGUCCCACAUCUGUGUUUUUCCCACCACUCCCAUUCAGAGCUGCACCUGAUGUUCUCUCUGAUGGACAAAGUGCCGAGCGGCAUCGAGCCGAUGCUGAAGGACCUGGAGGAUCACAUCAUGAGCGCUGGACUCGCAGACAUGGUGGCUACUGCCGAGACAAUCACCUCUGACUCAGAGAAAUACGUGGAGCAGCUGCUCACCUUGUUCAACCGCUUCAGCCGCCUGGUGAAGGAGGCGUUUCAGGACGACCCGCGCUUCCUCACCGCUCGAGACAAAGCAUACAAAGCUGUUGUGAACGACGCCACUAUUUUCAAAUUAGAACUUCCUUUGAAGCAGAAAGGGGUCGGUCUGAAAACCCAACCAGAGUCCAAGUGUCCGGAGCUGCUCGCCAACUACUGCGACAUGCUGCUGAGGAAAACCCCGCUGAGCAAGAAGCUGACGUCUGAGGAGAUCGAGGCCAAGCUCAAGGAAGUGCUGUUGGUGUUGAAGUACGUCCAGAACAAAGACGUGUUCAUGCGCUACCACAAAGCCCACCUGACGAGACGCCUCAUCCUCGACAUCUCAGCCGACAGCGAGAUCGAGGAGAACAUGGUGGAGUGGCUCAGGGAAGUGGGAAUGCCGGCUGAUUACGUCAACAAGCUGGCGCGGAUGUUUCAGGACAUCAAGGUGUCCGAGGACCUCAACCAAUCUUUUAAAGAAAUGCACAAACACAACAGGUUGGCUCUCCCAGCGGACUCGGUGAACAUAAAGAUCCUGAACGCUGGUGCCUGGUCUCGGAGCAGCGAGAAGGUGUUCGUGUCUCUGCCCACAGAGCUGGAGGAUCUCAUACCGGAGGUGGAGGAUUUCUACAAGAAGAACCACAGCGGCAGGAAGCUGCACUGGCAUCACCUCAUGUCCAACGGCAUUAUCACCUUUAAGAACGAGGUGGGUCAGUACGACCUGGAGGUCACCACCUUCCAGCUGGCGGUUCUGUUCGCCUGGAACCAGCGACCCCGAGAGAGGAUCAGCUUCGAGAACCUCAAACUGGCCACAGAGCUGCCGGACGCCGAGCUGCGCCGCACGCUCUGGUCUCUGGUGGCGUUCCCUAAACUCAAACGUCAGGUUCUGUCAUACGACCCGGUGGUGACGUCGCCCAAAGACUUCGCCGAGGGAACGCUGUUCUACGUCAACCAGGAGUUCUCCCUCAUAAAGAACUCCAAGGUCCAGAAGAGGGGGAAGAUCAACCUGAUUGGUCGACUGCAGCUCACCACGGAGCGAAUGAGGGAGGAGGAGAACGAGGGCAUCGUGCAGCUCAGGAUACUGCGGACACAGGAGGCCAUCAUCCAGAUCAUGAAGAUGAGGAAGCGCAUCAACAACGCGCAGCUGCAGACGGAGCUCGUGGAGAUCCUGAAGAACAUGUUUUUACCACAGAAGAAGAUGAUCAAGGAGCAGAUCGAGUGGCUCAUAGACCACAAGUACAUCAAGCGGGACGAGACGGAUCUAAACACCUUCAUCUACAUGGCAUAGCACCGCUGGGGGGGCUGCUGGCUCAUAUUCUACUAAACCCCGGACCUGAUGGACUUUUCCAGGCUCCCCGUCCUCUAUUUAAAAAUAAUCCUCGUGCAGGGAGACGUGAAUUUAUUUAAAGACUUCCUGCCCUACGGUUGUACAGAGAUAACAUGGAGAGGUCCUAACUGUUUUUAAUGACUCUGCUGUCCAGAUGAAGCUGUCUAAUGUUUGUUUCUGUCGUCUGGACCGCUGAUACAACACUCCCGAUCAAUGCAAGUCUGAAAGGCAUGCUGACAGGAAAGAUAAGGAACGCAAAAUACCUGCAGAACAGCUGAACCUAAAACUCUUCACCUCACUGGUUUGCAGUCUGCAGAUAAUCCGGACCUUUAGUGUGUACAAAGAGCCACAGAAACACUUCACAGGUUGCAGGACUGAACAGCAACGACUCGUCACUGCUGCAGGCCUCUGUCUCCGGGUAAAAAAUAAAUUCAGAAAUCAGUAGAGUCCCGGGGACAGAGGCGGAGGGGAACAGGAGCCACUGCUCUCGCUUUCCGUUCUGCAGGAAACCCCGGAGAAGAGGCGGAGGUCAGUAUUACACAUGGUAAAUACUACAGUACAGAGCUUUAGGAGAGUGUACCAUGAGAUGUGAAUAAUAAAAUGAUCAAAUAAAACA
This is a messenger RNA of Eleginops maclovinus (Patagonian blennie), 3167 nucleotides long. RefSeq names its product cullin 5b (gene cul5b). Gene Ontology annotation, molecular function: protein-macromolecule adaptor activity; ubiquitin protein ligase binding. Lineage: Eukaryota; Metazoa; Chordata; Actinopteri; Perciformes; Eleginopidae. Gene Ontology annotation, cellular component: SCF ubiquitin ligase complex; Cul5-RING ubiquitin ligase complex. The transcript is spliced from 19 exons. Bases 41 to 2512 code for a protein of 823 amino acids. Gene Ontology annotation, biological process: SCF-dependent proteasomal ubiquitin-dependent protein catabolic process; protein ubiquitination. The record is from RefSeq and is a predicted model, not a curated record.